Penicillium samsonianum is the source of this 1647-nucleotide messenger RNA. RefSeq lists its product as uncharacterized. The coding region runs from base 1 to 1647 and encodes 548 amino acids. Gene Ontology annotation, biological process: transmembrane transport; carbohydrate transport. Gene Ontology annotation, molecular function: carbohydrate:proton symporter activity. NCBI's taxonomy places the organism in Eukaryota, Fungi, Ascomycota, Eurotiomycetes, Eurotiales, Aspergillaceae. The transcript has 2 exons. The record is from RefSeq and is a predicted model, not a curated record. Gene Ontology annotation, cellular component: membrane.
AUGGUCAUGUCCGAGCCGAAAGCAGAGUUGCCUUUUACGGUCGGUGCCCUCGGGAGCAGGGGCACUGGGUUAUCCUGGCUCUCCAACUCCGGAAUUAUCAAGCUCAACUUAAUGCUUGUACUUUUACAAAUCUCGAGUUACGCAACAGGUUAUGAUGGGUCGAUGAUGAAUGGGUUACAGUCCCUCACUACCUGGCAAAACUCUUUCAAUAACCCUGGGGCUUCCGAGCUGGGUCUGUACGUGACAAUCAAGCCAGAUAUGUUUGGACAGUCUGGCCGUCUGAAUGCAAUACAAAAUGUUGGCCAGCUCAUCACAAUGCCCAUUUGCGCUAUAAGUUGCGACAAAUUUGGCCGUCGUCCAGUACUUUUCGCGGGCGCCUUUGUUCUUUUAGUUGGAGUUGCCCUUCAGGCUGCGGCUCAGAACGUCGGAAUGUUCAUUGCAGCCCGAGGAAUUAUUGGCAUGGGCCUCGUGCUAAACAUCACUGCGGCACCGCUCCUCCUCCUGGAGUUGGCAUUUCCCAGGCAACAGGGACCACAGGUAGCGAUAUACAACAGUCUGUGGAAUCUGGGUGCUUUGGUCGCUGCGUGGGUCACCUACGGCACGUUUCGCAUCAACAGCACCUGGGCAUGGCGGCUUCCUUCGCUCCUUCAAGGCCUCUCCAGCGUGAUCCAGAUUGGGAUCUGCUUCCUCGUUGAGGAAUCGCCCCGAUGGCUUAUCAGCAAAGAGCGCGAUGAUGAAGCAAGAAGACUCAUUUGCAAGUAUCAUGCCAAUGGGGAUGAUUCCGAUCCUUUAGUGACACUAGAGAUGGAGGAGAUUCGCAUUGCCCUUCAACUCGAGAGCGAGGCGAGACGCACCACCUCGUACAUGACAUUUUUCCAAAGCAAAGGUAACAUUAGACGAUUCUUUAUUAUUCUUUCUGUAGGAUUUUUUUCCCAGUGGAGCGGCAAUGGUCUCAUCUCAUACUACCUCACACUGAUUCUCAACUCAAUUGGCUACACGGCGGAGAGCACUCAGACCCUCAUCAAUGCACUUCUCACACUGUGGUCCAUGAUUUGGAGCUUGGUAUUUGCCGCUGUGAUGAAUCGAUUUGGUCGGCGGACUCUCUUCCUUAUCUCUACCGCAGGUAUCCUGGUCGUCUAUAUUGUCUGGACAGCUCUCGAGGCUAUGUAUGAGAAGCGGGCCGGGCCGGACGGAACUGGGGGUGACGGCUAUGCGAAGGGUGUUUUGGCCAUGAUCUUCCUGUACAACUUCUUUUACUCUGUCGGCUGGACACCUCUGCAAGUUACCUAUUGCAUCGAGAUAUUACCCUUCGACUUGCGCGCUCGAGGUCUCGUUUUGUAUAACCUCUUCGUCGCACUUGCUGGUAUUUUUAACCAGUACGUCAAUCCAAUCGGCGUGACCAACAGCAAGUGGAAGUUCUAUAUUACCUACGAUGUGUGGCUGGCCUUUGAGCUUGUGGUGGUCUAUUUCCUCUUUGUGGAGACCGGCAGCCUCAGUUUGGAAGAAACUGCCGUCAUUUUGGACGGAGAAGAGUACGGAAACAAAUUGAUUGAAGCCGCUGCAUCUACAGCCGAGAGAGAACUUGGCGAGAAAGCACAAAUGCAGGCAAUUGCCAACAGUGAGGAGAUAGUGCCGGAGAAAUUAUAG